Messenger RNA from Lutzomyia longipalpis, 2314 nucleotides. Its product is annotated as phenoloxidase 2-like. The transcript has 6 exons. Gene Ontology annotation, molecular function: oxidoreductase activity. Bases 63 to 2138 code for a protein of 691 amino acids. The record is from RefSeq and is a predicted model, not a curated record. Lineage: Eukaryota; Metazoa; Arthropoda; Insecta; Diptera; Psychodidae.
AUUCAGUCCACAUUUUAACACGUUAUUGUGCCUAAAAGUGAUUUUGGUGGAAAAAAAAAGUUAUGGCUACCAAGAAGGAUUUAACUCUGCUCUUCCAGCAUCCAUUUGAACCCGUGUUUGGUGUUAAAAAUGACGAAACAGGCAAAGUACGUGUGGAGGUGCCACCGGAAUUCUUCACAGACAAGUACCAGGAUGUCUCGUCUGAAAUCACAAAUCGCUUUGGCGAAGAUGAUGUGAAUCGCACGAUUCCUGUCUCAUCAAUCAUUCCACCAAAUAUCGAUUUUACCAAGGAAGUCCCACGAAAUAAGCCAUUCUGCAUCUUUAAUAAACGCCACAAGGAGAUUGCCGGUCAACUGAUUCAAAUUUUUAUGGAUGCACCUGAUGUGAAUACUCUUUUUUCAUAUGCCGCCUAUGCCCAUGAUCGCGUCAAUCCAUACAUGUAUCAAUACUGCCUGUCUGUGGCUAUGCAACACAGAGCUGACACUCAGGAUCAACCAAUCCCAUCCGUGGCUGAAACUUUCCCCAAUCAAUUCAUCGAUCCAGCCGUUAUUCCUGAAGCACGAGAACAAAAUAGCUUUGUCCCAGAAGGUGUUAGGCGCCCAAUCGUGAUUCCACUAUCCUACACUGCUUCGGAGCGUGAAGAAGAACAACGCUUGGCCUACUUCCGUGAAGACAUUGGCGUGAAUCUCCAUCAUUGGCACUGGCAUUUGGUAUAUCCUGCUGAAGGACCUCAGAAUAUUGUCCAAAAGGAUCGACGAGGAGAGCUAUUCUACUAUGCUCAUGCUCAAAUUAUAGCUCGGUACAACAUCGAACGUCUCUGCAAUCACUUAGCUCGCGUAAAACUUCUUAAUAAUCUCCGUGAAGUUAUUCCAGAAGGAUACUUUCCCAAGAUUGUCCGUUCCAGCUCUAAUCAAACAUAUCCACCUCGAUUUACUAAUACCACUCUGAAGGACAUCAACCGCCCAGAAGAUAGUGUUGUGGUUGAGAUUUCAGACUUGGAACGUUGGCGCGAUAGAAUCUUCGAAGCCAUCGAUCAAGGAUUCGUGAUCAAUUCAUCUGGACAAAGAAUAAAUCUGGAUGAAACACGAGGAAUUGACAUCAUUGGUGAUCUUGUUGAGGCUUCAAUUCUAACGCCAAAUCCUCAAGUUUAUGGCGAUUUCCACAAUAUGGGUCACCUUAUGAUUGCCUACAACCACGAUCCUGACAAUAGAUAUUUGGAACAAUUUGGCGUUAUGGGAGAUUUAGCAACAGUCAUGCGUGAUCCCAUCUUCUAUCGCUGGCACGGUUAUGUAGAUUUUAUCUUCCAGAAGUACAAGAAUACUCUCCCGCCUUACAACACCAAUACGGAUUUGAACUUUGACGGUGUUACCGUUCAAUCAGUUACAUGCCAGAUGAAUCAACGCAAUACCCCAGCCAAUAUCAUUCUCACUUAUUGGCAACGGGGAGAACUUAAUCUCGGUGCUGGACUUGAUUUCGGACGACAAGGAAACGUUUUUGCCCAAUUUACUCAUCUUCAGCAUGCUCCAUUUUCCUGGCGCAUUGAGGUCAACAACGACUCUGGAGCUCCUCGACAGGGAACGUGCCGAAUCUUCAUCUGCCCAAGGAAUGAUGAACGUGGUCUUCCAUUUACAUUCCGCGAUCAGAGACUUUUGAUGAUUGAGAUGGAUCGCUUCACUGUGAAUUUGAGUCCUGGCGUAAACACCAUUAAUCGCCGUGAUGAGGAAUCCAAUGUGACUAUCCCAUAUAAUAGAACAUUCCGCAACAUCUCAACUGCUGCCGUUCCUGCUGGACAAACUCAAGAUCAAUUCAACUUCUGUGGUUGCGGCUGGCCGAGUCAUCUUCUUGUUCCUAAAGGUUCUCCUGAAGGCUUCACAUUCGACACAUUUGUAAUGAUUUCUGACUUUGCCGGCGAUACAGUGAAUGAAACUAUUGAUCCAACGGAUCCAUGCAGCGAUUCUUACCCAUUCUGCGGUAUUCGCAACAAACUCUAUCCUGAUCGUCGUGCCAUGGGAUAUCCCUUCGAUAGGAAUCACCCAGCCAGGACACUGCAGGACUUUGUAAAUCAAUCCACCAACAUGGGACUUGGAGAACUGAAUGUUCGCUUCAACAACACUUAUGUUACACCUGCACGUACAUAAAUUUCAAAUACACCCAUUGCGACCCACUGAUGACGACUAUGGCCAUCAUUUUUUCUUUUUUUAUAUCUAUUCUUUAAUCUUUAUCAAUAUUUUAUUUGUUAUUUUACUUAUUUUCAUUUGCUUUAAUCUACGACGCACAAUAUAGCUCAAUAAAACACACAUUUUAAUUAACAAAA